This is a messenger RNA of Caenorhabditis remanei, 1065 nucleotides long. RefSeq lists its product as uncharacterized. The transcript is spliced from 8 exons. The record is from RefSeq and is a predicted model, not a curated record. The coding region runs from base 1 to 1065 and encodes 354 amino acids. Lineage: Eukaryota; Metazoa; Nematoda; Chromadorea; Rhabditida; Rhabditidae.
AUGCCGAAAGUUGCUGGAAAGAAGUUUGUCUUAAUUAGUAUCGACGAUGAAGGAGAGGCGAAGCAAAACGUUCGAAAGCUUCGUCGAUACUUGGUCAAUCAUAAACUGAAACAUGUCUUCUCGUCGGAUCCAGAUGAAAUAAAAGAGUUCUUAGAAAUGUUAAACAAAAACACGCUUGUUCUUGAAGAAAAUUUUGAUUUGCAAGAAGAGGCGGAUCAACUUCUUGAGGAAAACCAACUUGUCAUGAAAACGUCAUCAAAUCAAGAAAUACUGGAAAAAUGGGCGCGUGGGACGUUUUCUGAAGAUUCCGACGCGAUACAACUCUUGUUCGGUAGCUCUCUUGCCGUUGAUCAAGAAAAAUCGGCAGAAGAAAAUCACCAAGAGCCCGAGGAAGAUGAAAAUACGAUCGCUAUACCACCAUUGUUCACAGUCCCUUCGCUUGAAUUGGAAACUUUUAAUGAAACUUCGAUAAUUGAAAAUGGAAAAGAAGAGAACAAAGAAGAGGAUAUUUCUAAUUGUUUGGAAGAAUUCCGAGGUGUUGAAAUUUCAAAGCGUUAUCAGUGUUUACAAUGCUUCAAAACGCUUCCUGUGUCGAAAUCACCAUGCGAACACAUUUCUGACCAACACGUUAAGAAUGAAACGGAAGUUGAGUUUCGAGACUUAUGGUGUAAAGAACAGCUUUCUGCUUUCAACCUUUCACUAGCGAAGUGCUUCGGUCGACAGCUUCCAGUACCUCGAAGUCGUAGAAUCCGAAAUGAACAUCCAGAAGCUCCCAACUCUCUAACUCCGAAAGCAUCCUAUCGGAUUGUACAAGGAGAUGAAGUUGUCCAAAUCGAUACAGUGUUUGAAAAAUCGCAUACAAUCGUCAAUAAAUCUCCGGAUAAUAAAGAUCUAGCAGGACCAUCCACUUCUCUGGUUCCAGAAUUAGAGUAUCUGACAGACGAAGAAGAAAUACACCUAUACGAGCUAGACUCUGAAGACUACGAUGCUAGUAUGCGAGAUAUUGAAGAUCCAACUGAGAAAAUCAACGCGGAUAGCCCAUUGAGCAACGUCAAUCAACAGUAA